UUUCUUUUCCAUUUAUUCUUAUUGGACAAUAACGAUAGAGAGAAAAAGAAAGUUGUCAAAUGUUAUUAAAAAAUUAUUUUACAAAUAUCUUUUCUCGUAAAAAAUACAUGAACUUGCAUUCUCUGUUCACAUUCAAAGAUUACUACAGGCAGGAUAGUAAUCUCAAAUAGUUGCAACUGCAUUUGAUUUGCUCGUUCGUUCUGUCAAUGGUGAUGGCGAAAUCUUUGACAAUUGCAAAAGUAAGUAACCACAUACCUGAAGAUCUUGCAUUCUCUGUUCUUUAUAAACUUCCAUUGAAAUCUUUGAAGCGAUUUGGAUGUGUAAGCAAAACAUGGUCUCUCUUAUUUCAAAACCCUAAUUUCUUGAGCAAGUUCCGCAAUAAUUUCAUAUCUAUUCCUCACUCUUACUACAAUGAUACAUCACUCCUCCUAAAUCAGGUUAUGUAUAAUCAUAAUAAUAGUCAAGUUUAUUCCUCUAUGCAUUCACUUUUUGGUGAGAAAUAUGAGAAUAGACUCAAAUUAGAGUUUCCAAAUCCAUUUCAACAGGAGGAUCCUUUCUUUAAUAUUUUGUGUUGUGGUAGUAUUACUGGAAUUCUAUGUCUUUCCCAACAUGACAAAGUUAUAUUGUGGAAUCAAACUACCGAUGAAUUCAAAGUCAUUCCUCCAAGCUCUGCUGAAUCAUCUGUACCACCUCAUUGGGACGCUUUUACGUUUGUCUACGGAUUUGGUUAUGACCAUGUAAGUGAUGACUAUAAGAUUAUUAGGGAUGUAUCUUUUUAUGAAAUAACUGAUCAAAAUCGUCUUCCUUCCGAUGUGCAAUGGGAAGAUGUGUGGUCGACGAGCCAAACAUACUAUGAACCCUUGUGGGAGAUUUAUAGCCUUCGAUGUAACUCUUGGAGGAAAAUUGAUGUCGACAUUCCUAGAGAUUGGGAAGUCUCUGCAGAGAAUGGAUUGUUCAUGGACGGAAUAUGUCAUUGGUUCUCUAGUUGUAAAAACAAUGGUGAAGAUGAACAUUUCUUAGUGUCAUUUGACUUGACCAAUGAGGUGUCUUUUGCAACACUCAUACCCUUAGACUUAGACAUAGAUGUCAAUGAAAAAUGUAAUUUAGUUGAGCGACAAUUGAUCAUGUUAAAUGGGUCAAUUGCUUCGAUCUCAUGGUAUUUACAUACAUCUAUUUUUCACAUAUCAGUUUUGGGCGAACUUGGUGUGAAGGAAUCAUGGACUAAACUCUUUGUUUUUGGACCUUUGCCUUACAUUGAGUAUCCUAUUGGUGCUGGGAAGAAUGGUCACAUAUUCUUCAGUAAAAAAGAUGGAGGACCACCAGUCUACUUUGAUUUAAUUACCCAAAUGAUUGAGGAACUUGGUGGUGUCAAAGGAGCGCAUUAUUCUCAAGUAAUAAUUUAUAAGGAAAACCUUCUUUCGAUUGGAGGAAUAAAUCACUAGUUGGUUUUCUUUUGUCAACUAAGAGAGAUUUUUUAUUAGGUUUAUUAGGAUAAUUUCAUCUUGUAUAAUAAAAAGGGGUUUUUCAAUCACCCAUAUCAUAAUAGUGAUUAUGAGGA
Messenger RNA from Trifolium pratense (red clover), 1558 nucleotides. RefSeq names its product putative F-box protein At3g16210. The record is from RefSeq and is a predicted model, not a curated record. Lineage: Eukaryota; Viridiplantae; Streptophyta; Magnoliopsida; Fabales; Fabaceae. The transcript has a single exon. Bases 207 to 1442 code for a protein of 411 amino acids. Gene Ontology annotation, molecular function: protein binding.